AUGAUCAUCCUUCUUAGCACUCAAAACCGAAACCGGCAUGCUGCGCAGAGCACUCUGCCCUACUUCCGGCUGCCUGCCGCUGCAACUUGUCAUUCAAACCGCUCCACCCCAUAUGCAAAGAACCAGUCUUCCCAAGUGGACCCUGCGAGAAAAGGAAACCCUGGCCAAUUGGUGCCGAAACCCGGGAACAAAGCCCCCCGACCCACGGGUGACGGGAAUCACGCUGGCGGCAGACGAGACGACCGGAGCAGCAGGACUGACUCCGGUGGGGAGGACGCUCCCGGUACCACCGAGAUGGACACUCUCGGGAAGGUAAUUUCAGAGUUGCAUGUGCAGUGGGGAAUUCAGUGUAAAGUACAUGAUUUUACUACUGCUAUUAGGCGGUUGUUGAAGUUAAAUGCUAUUGACCACCCCGUCGACAUUCUGCAUUCAGAAUGCUGGGGCAGGUGCACGGCUGCUCUUGCCGAGGAUGUUAUUACAUCUGGCUCGAGCAAAAGCCUCAAGAGUUGGGGAAAAGUUAAAUCCGCUUUACAAAAGGCUCUAGAGGAGCAAGAGGUUUGGAAAGCCGCUCAGAGAUGUUUAAGAGUUACUCCUAAACUGGGAGUGGGAGCUGCUACCCAAACCAGUGUUUCUGAUGAAGAUAUUACUCCUAACACAUUACCAAGUACUAACACAUUAUCAAGUAAUAACACUUUUCCGAGUACUAACACUUCUCCGUUGUCGUGUUCCUCCUCUCCAACUCCAGCCUCCGAUUCUAACAUUAACCUCAGUUUUAACAUUAAACCCGAGCCGCUUCCUCACCGAGAGAGCUCCUCCUGUCCUAUUGAUGGUGCCAGUGAUGUUGGUAAAAAUCAAACAGAAAUGCCGUUAUUACCUACUGCGCCACAAUAUGGCGCCGAGGGCAAAGAAGAAGGGCGGGACUUCUACUCCAUUCCUGCCAACAAUAUGGCACCGAGGGAAAAGAAGAAGGGCGGGACCUCUACUCCAUUCCUGCCACGGACAUGCGCGGUUCUCGCCGGGGGGGGGAGGAAAGCGCGGUUCCUGGCCGGGAGGGCACACCCAAAACCAAUCAGAGAGCGAGCCCUGAAACAUUUCCUUAUAUGGGUAAAACACCCCCAGAGAAGGGGCUGGGCAUGA
This is a messenger RNA of Ficedula albicollis (Collared flycatcher), 1137 nucleotides long. RefSeq lists its product as uncharacterized. The transcript is spliced from 4 exons. The record is from RefSeq and is a predicted model, not a curated record. NCBI's taxonomy places the organism in Eukaryota, Metazoa, Chordata, Aves, Passeriformes, Muscicapidae. The coding region runs from base 1 to 1137 and encodes 378 amino acids.